Lathyrus oleraceus (garden pea) is the source of this 1097-nucleotide messenger RNA. RefSeq lists its product as uncharacterized. Lineage: Eukaryota; Viridiplantae; Streptophyta; Magnoliopsida; Fabales; Fabaceae. The record is from RefSeq and is a predicted model, not a curated record. Bases 282 to 908 code for a protein of 208 amino acids. The transcript is spliced from 2 exons.
UUAUUUUAGAGAGAUGUUUUCCUAGAAAUCUCUUCCAUUUUGGAUUGAAUUUCAAGAUUUGUUAAAAUUCCUACACCCCCUCGGGUCAAUCAUCAACCCAUUUACCUAAAAUUACGGCCCAUACACGUUGGGCCCACUAUUCUCUCCCUUUCUGAUUGCAUGAACCUCAAAGCAAGAAUCUGUUGAUACAAUUCCCCUCUUCUCGAAGCAUUUGACGAUUCCUUAAUUAAUUUAUUGUUUAAUAAUUGUGUUAUGUUCCAUGUAAUUGUUUAUGACAUGCCAUGGAUUUCCAGAAAAACAGGGUUCGGUUUCUUGUAAUUGUCUCUGCCAUCAUUGUUCUUAGCAUCACAGCUGAAAAAUGCAGGGAGCUUGUUGGCGAGAAAGCGUCAUCCAAAAGUGGAGAGUUUACAUUCUUAAAUUGCUUUGAUUUGGGCUCUGGAACUUUAGCAUGUGGAGUCAAGGAAAGUGUGAAGCUCUAUGUCAACAAUAUCAGAUCCGCUCAUGUUGAAGGAGCAAGGCACGACGCAAUCCGGUCUGCUCUUGUUGAUGCGGCUUCGCAGGGUAUGUCACCGGCUCAUUCAGAAAAAUAUGCUCAGAAAGAAGGUAAAAAAGCGGCAAAAUUGGCCACGCGUAAGGCCAACCGGAUCAUAGGUCCCAUCAUCUCUUCGGGAUGGGACUUUUUCGAAGCUGUUUACCAUGGUGGUACCUUUACCGAGGGAUUCCUCAGGGGAACCGGUACUUUGUUUGGAACAUAUAGCGGAGGAUUCGCGGGAGAGCAAAGAAUUGGACGAUUUGGUUAUCUUGUUGGAAGUCAAUUGGGAAGUUGGGUUGGUGGUAGAAUAGGGCUCAUGCUAUAUGAUGUGGCUAAUGGAGUGCAUUAUAUGUUUCAGUUUGUUCAAGCAGAUUAGUGAAAUUCAAGAAACAUAAGCACGCCAUCGAGGAAAUUCUGAAACAACUCGAAGUUCGUUUCUUUUCCACGAAGUUUCUGUUCAUUGCUCUAGAGGUUUUGUUGUUUAUAGAUUAUGAAUCUGUCUAUUAUAGGUAAGAAAACAUGUGAAGAUUAUGAACUGAUAUGAAAUAUACAAAAGUUUAUACCA